Sardina pilchardus (European sardine) is the source of this 2150-nucleotide messenger RNA. RefSeq names its product coagulation factor II (thrombin) receptor-like 2 (gene f2rl2). The transcript is spliced from 2 exons. Gene Ontology annotation, molecular function: thrombin-activated receptor activity; oxysterol binding. Gene Ontology annotation, cellular component: membrane. NCBI's taxonomy places the organism in Eukaryota, Metazoa, Chordata, Actinopteri, Clupeiformes, Clupeidae. The record is from RefSeq and is a predicted model, not a curated record. Bases 293 to 1420 code for a protein of 375 amino acids. Gene Ontology annotation, biological process: thrombin-activated receptor signaling pathway; blood coagulation.
GGAAUUCAGUCUCUCCCAGCCUCCACACGUCUCCACAGGAAACCAGCGCUAAUCGCGCGAGCGGCUACGCUACGCGCUCACCAUCUGCUGUACUGUAAACUAACAGGGGAGAGGCCACUGAACCGUCACUGAGGACCUGACCGCCACUAGGACAGCAUUGGGGGGAGAGCUGACUGCUCAUAACACCAAGGCGUCCAGAUGCUGAAAACUUGCUGAGAGGGUAACAAACACUGGAGGGGAAGAUGUAAACCUUCUCAUUACAUUUGGAAGGAAAAGAAUCAAAGGAAAAGACAUGAAGAAAUCACUGCUGGUGUUACUGAUCGCACUUGUGUUACCGACGCUCUCGAUUCAAGACAAAGACGAUCGGCGAAAACAUGGCAAAAAUGGCUCCGGCUGCCCUCUCAACCCGAGAACCUACAACGGGCAGAGAAUCUUCAAAGGCUCCAGCUCUGACAACUGCACCAGCGACUCCAGCCAGCCUCCAGAUGAGCUGGAGCUCAUCUCCCGGCACGCCAAGGAGUACCUGCAGGGCAUCCUGAGCACCAGACUCCUGCCCGCGGCCUACGUGCUCAUCAUGGCCGUGGGCAUCCCCUCCAACGCCUUCAUCGUGGCGUGCCUGAGCGGGCGCGCGCGGACCUGUUCGGGCGCCGUGCUCUACCUCAGCCUGGCGACCUCCGACCUCCUGCUGCUGGUGGUGCUGGCCUUCCGCGUGCACUACCACCUCCACGGCAACGACUGGGUGUUCGGCGAGGCCGCCUGCCGCCUGGUCACCGCGUGCUUCUACGGCAACGUCUACUGCUCGGUGCAGGCGCUCAUGUGCGUGAGCGUCAUGCGCUACCUGGCCGUGGCGCGGCCCUUCCUCUACAAGGGCCUGCCCAAGCGCUUCUGCGCCACGCUGGCCACCGUCGUCGUGUGGCUGGCGUGUGGCGCCGCCAUGGCACCGGAGCUGCUGGUGCGCCACAGCUACCAGCUGCGCGGGCUGGAGAUCACCACCUGCCACGACGUGCUGCCCUACUCCGAGGGGCCCUACACCUUCCUGGUGCCCUACCGCCUGGGCAUGAUCGUCGCCGGCCUGCUGGUGCCGGCGGUGGUCAUCGCCUUUGCGUACGGCUCCAUCGUGCGCCACCUGGGCCGCUCCAGCUGCGACUGGUCGCUCUACGUCAGGGCCAGCACCCUCAUCUUCGUCAUCUUCGUCCUCUGCUUCACGCCCUGCGCCGUCAUCCACGUCCUGCACUACGUCAAGCUGUACACGGCCCUGCAGGACCACUUCUACAGCUAUUACGGCAUGGCGGUGUGCCUGUGUUGCUUCCACAGCUGUCUGGACCCUUUCCUCUCCUACAUCCUGUCCAGGACCACCACCUCCAAGCUGCACGUUGUCAGCAUCAGGAAGAAGCCCGUUGGGAUGUCUGUGUUUAUCUGAACUUCUAAAAAGCCACAUGGGCGUUUGCCUCUCGGCGGAUGUGGUGGGAUGGACGAUAGGUCAACACAAAAUGUCCCUAAACAAUGCACGUCGUCUCGGAUGGAAACAUUGUGUGCUGCGCUAUUAUAGGAAACCAAAACAAGCCAGUGCGUUGCAACUGCUUCCGAGCAAAAUGGCUGCCUUUCUCAACAAAACAUACACUACUCACAAAAAAAGUUAGGGACAUUUGGAAUUUACAGAAAAUGCAUUCAAGCUACAUUGGUAUUAUGUCAUGAAAGUAGAAGCACGCAAUAUCCCUGACUUUUUGUGAGCAGUGUAAUUACGCAACCAGAGAAAAGCCAAGGUACUUUAUGCCAAAGGACAGGUUUUAGCAAGCAUAUCAUUUCAGCCUCUAUGCUAAAUCUUCCUGUCAACACUGGACUGUUAACAGCCAUCUUUGUAUCCUGAGGCAAAUGUUCUCAUCACAUAAACUUAAUGUGUAUAUUUGCAUUGUAAAUAUGUCAAUCUCCUUCAUCAAAUUGUAUAACCUUGUGUGUGUGUGUGUGUGUGUAUGUGCAUGUGUGUGUGUGCGUGUGCGUGUGCGUGUGCGUGUGCGUGUGCGUGUGCGUGUGCGUGUGCGUGUGCGUGUGUGUGUGUGUGUGUUUGUGUGUGCAUGUGUGCAUGUGUGUGGGUGUGCAUGCAUGAUUGUGGCUAAUUUCCCUUCAGAGGGACAAUAAAAUAUAUAUUUUCC